UACUGACAGUGUGAUUUAUAAAAAGAUUUGGAAGAAACAUUUCUCUAAGAAAAGUUACAAUACAUUCUACGAAAAUUAAGAUUACACUAGACUCUACGAACGUGAGGUCACACAGGAAACGCGGGAAAACACGUUAGUUUCAAGGGCGUAGCAGCCUCUGGUGAAGCGCAGAUUCGACUUUGGCAUCACUAAGCCACGGCAGGCUGCUCACAACGCACGGCCCACUCCCAACGUAAACAAUGCAUUCCACGCGGUCAUUUCAUAUCUAAUCCGGUGAUUUUUAAUUAUAAAAUGUUGCCUUUACUCUUGAUGUGUUUAUUUGUGAGUGAAAUAUCCGGAACUAUAAACAAUAGCGAUAUCGGUAGAUACGAUACUUUGACGCUCAGAAAAUGCUGUGAAAAAAAUGAAGUGCUGGUAAAAAUUACAGAAUAUGAUUUGUUCUUACUCGACCAUUAUAAGUGCAUGGAUAGUAAUUACGUAAUGAAUCUGUAUAACGUGUCUGCAAUACCUCUUUUGAUGAACGAAAGUAUUCGAGUGCAAUCUGGUUUACCACUUUUUUGUGAUGACAUACAAGUCAAUCAAAUAAACAGUGCUGAAACACAGCUUAUGGUAUCAGAAGAUAAAUGCUAUGAUAAACUCGAAGCCGAAGUUGUAAAUGGUACUAUAAAAGAAAACAUUCCUCAAACUGUAGCUUUAACAUGUAAUAUUACUGAAGAAUCUACUAAGAAUCUUCCGUCAGAGUUAAAAAUUAAUGAAUUUAAAAAAUGCUGUCCUGAAGGGCAAGCAUACGACACAGAAUACCAUGUAUGUAGAAUAAGCAAUUUGGUGAGUGAUGAUGAAUGGUUUCUCAAAGCUUUAAAUAUUACUGGAAAUUAUAUUUACGACGUUGGUAUUGGAAUGCAUUGCAAAUUUGACGAAUACGCUGUGGAGCUCCCUGAAAGUUUAUAUUCUUUUUCCAUUGAUGGGAAUAAUUUGCAACUGAAAAAUAAGGAAGGCGACCAAGAAAAAACGCUUUUUCAAGGGGAGUGGUGUAUUGAACGCCAAUAUGCUGGCAAAGGAUUAUUAGUACGAACUUGCACACGAAAUUGUUCGGGUUUUGAAGCUUACUGUGUCAGAAAAUGUUGUCCUCAAGGAGAACAUUUUAAAGUUCGUCGUUGUGGGAGUUAUAUUAGUGUCUGUGUCCCAGAUGAAGAUAACAGUACUUUAUUUGAUUUAUCGACAUAUACGAAUCCAUUGCGAGAAGAGAACAAAGAUUUGUUUGAUAUAAUGGGAGUUCGCGUUGGUUUGCAAUGCUCUGCUGGACGCUUCGCCCUGAACAAGUCUCUAUUCCAAGACAUUCAUCACCUUACACCACAGGGGAAUUUACAAUCAGGCUGGACCCUAACUAAUAACUACUGCUUGGAAAUAUUCGACAGCCGCCAUUGUCCAUCAGAGGAGAUUACUAUCAGUGGUGUGCUCUGCUUCCAACCCGCUCCAGAAAGUCAACAGGAUAAAGACUUUCGCAUUUCUUUUGUGAUCAUCACAAUAUCAAGCGUAUGUCUGGCAUUAACAUUAAUUGUGUAUUGCGCGCUACCCGAGCUGAGGAACCUUAAUGGUCUUAAUUUGAUCUGCCACGUUACCAUGAUGCUCCUGGCAUUUGCUUGUCUAGCCAGGGUCCAGUAUAGCGCAGUUGACGACGUCCAAACUUGUACAAUGCUCGGGUACGGCAUAUACUUUGGCUUCGUGGCAGCGUUCGCCUGGUUGAACGUCAUGUGCUUCGACAUAUGGUGGACAUUUGGGAGCGUCAGGACAGUCAAGUUGCUUCGAAAAUCCGCGUCUGAAAGGCGCCGGUUCAUUUUGUAUUCCGUGUAUGCCUGGAGCACAACAAUUGUCCUCACACUCACCAUGUUUCUACUUGACCAUUAUCCUAUUUCUCUUUAUCUAGACGCCAAUAUUGGGACAGGUUCCUGCUGGUUUAGCGCUGUUCAAAACACAAUAACGGACUGGCCUCAUUACAUUUUCUUCGUAAUCCCAAUGGGCCUUGUGACUUGUACAAAUUUUAUACUCUGGCUGCUCACAGCUCGAUAUUGUGCUAAAGUCAAAUCCGAGGUCCAUCGUUUGCAAGCAGGAUCCGUUGGUGAUAGAGCUAAGAAAAGAUUCAGAAUAGAUAGAACCAAGUAUAUCCUGACUGGUAAGCUCUGGGUGGUGAUGGGAGCUGGUUGGAUAUCCGAGCUGCUGUCCACAAUCGUAGUCAGUCCAUCGUGGCUUUGGGACAUUGUUGAUCUCAUAAAUGGCCUGCAGGGAGUCUUAAUAUUUCUCAUAUUGGUGGUUAAACCAAAACUGUACCACAUUAUUAGAAGGCGACUAGGUUCGUCAAAAAGACCGGGUCAGAAAGAUACAAGGUUAGAUAAGGGUGAUGCACAGAACGCCACAGCAUCAGGUCGCACAUCAUCCACUUUCCUGUCGAGAACCAUAAGUUCUGAUGAACGGACUAAUCUCAGGAUAUCUGGUCUUCAGGCAGCGAAGCAAGCGUAAAUGGUUUAAUAAGCAAACCUGCAUUUAUAUUUUAUGUAAACUAAAGAAACGUGGCCCGACUUUUGAUUUGUUGAAUAUUAGUUCUGGUUGAACUCAAUUAUAGAGUUCAAAAUAAUAUCUUAUGAAUUUAUUCCUAUUUAAUCUUUCUUAGAGUUCAGUUAAAUUAAAAGUUGUCUUUUCACUCAUGUAACAGUCAGUACAUGAAAACAAAUCAGAUCUAUGGGUAAUGGUAUUACUUAUUACACUAAGACUUUUAAAUAAUUAAAAGGUCAUAUUAUCUUUUUUGAGUGAGAACACCCAAGGCUCUUCAAAUAUCUGGUACCAGCACACCGAUUUACGAACAUUAUAGAUAAAAUAUAGCUUUUGUAGUUUUGAGCCAAGUUUUAGUAUAUUUACUAAAUAUUUAUAAGUAAGUUUUAGUAUAUUUACAUAGUCGGGCCCAAUUGUAUGGGAGAAUUGUACCGCCUUUACUUUGAUGUAUAACUAACUGUAUUACUAAGUUUAAAGGAUUUCCUUUUACUAAUGUUCAAAAUAUUUUAUCCAAAGACAGUUUUGCACUUAAUACCUAAUACCUUUUAAGCAAAGCUUAUAAUCUAGUCAAGUAUUAGGGUUAAAGAUACGCUUUUUUGUCACAAUUUUAUUUGUUAGAAGCGGAUUGUGAUCCAAGUUUACAACUGUAAAUUGCUUUAAUUUCAUGAUUAUUGAUUUAGAUGUUUUUAUCAAGCGACCUCAGCCUCGAGGUCGUCCCUUAAGACCUCGCUUUGCACCAAUUGCACUUUCAAUGGCAGGGGAAACGUUAACAUUGUUAAGCAGCUCGUAUUAGACGUUAAAAUUAGUCCCAACGGGGUUAGUCAUAAUUCUCAAUUAGUAUGCGAAAUGUGAAAUAUAUGAAUAUAAAAUUACUUUAUAAAUGAAUUUGGUUCGACAAAAGUUACUUGUUAAUCUGAUCCCUGGUGACUCUAGUCCAAAUAAAUGUAAGAACCUAUACAAAACGGACGACUAUGCUAUAAAAUAUCUGAUCCCAUGGGACGUAAUCUAUUUUCUAGUAGUGAUAAUAUUUUUCUUUACAAAGAACUAAAUGUUUCCCCUUGCAUAUUAUGUUUUGCUUUUGUGUAAUGCUUAUACUAAAGUCUUGUCAAAUAUAUUAAGUCUACUUAAUAAUCAUGAAAUGACGAUUUUAGCAUUAGUAUUUUUUAAACAUAAUUUCAUAAUCCAUCAUAAAUAAUAUUUUACAUGUAGGAGGGAUGUCAUAUUGUUUGGUUGCGGUGUGCGGUUGACCAAGGAUUAUUGUUAUUUUAUAUAAUAAAGGAUAACACAUUAAAAGAUACAUAAGGUUACUUAUUAACCAUUGUCACUUAUGUUAAGAUCUAUUCCAUAUUAUAGUCAUCCCGGUGUAGAUUUAUUAUACCGAGUUCUAAGACUAAUUUUCUGUUGUCAUGCGAUGCGCAAGCGCCAAGAGAGAAUGUCAUAUUGAUACGUUACUUAGGUUAAUAUGAAUGUCAAAACAUGAUUUUGUUGCAAAUCCAUUAUAAUUAUUAAUGUUUACAAAAAUAAAUUACUUAUUUUACUUACCUACGAUUUUAUUACCAAUGUAUAAAAAUAAAUUGCCUAAAUAAAACUAUAACUUUUUCGAGAACAAUUUUAGUAAUUUAGAUAUUGAAGUUAUAAUAUGUAUAAUUUUAGCUUAGCAGUCCGAUAGAACGAUUGUUCCGCUGGGAAUGAAACCCCGAAAAUUGUAAUUAUAACAUAAUUACUCAGAAAUACGGAAAUAUAUUAUUAUAUAUAAAUUGUAUAUUCUCAGACACAAAGCCAUUUUUAUUAAAAUCUACUAGAUAAAGGAAAUAUUACUAUCCAUUGUAUUCUUGGUUUACGCGUAUGAAUGGCUUGAAAUAGCGAUAGUGGCACGAAAUGAAGAUCGUCAAAGACUUUUACUGAUACAGCUGUACUACAAUAUUUAUAUAGACGUACGUUGCUACUACUAAAGACUGUAACCAAUUAUGUAAUUUACAAUAUAUUUUGCACAAUAAAUAUAUUUGGUUUUACUAAAGAAUGAGAAUGUCACCUGCAGACUUUGAGGUGAAGAUAGAGGAGUUCUCAAAAAUGAGAUACUAGAUAAAUUGAUAUAUGAUUCCUUUAAUCAUAAAUUUUACCUCCAAAUCUAUAAAGCUUAUUUUUUUGUUAAAUCGAACAAUCGCUUCUAUCUGUGGGGUGAUUUCGCAAGUAAAGUAUAAUAAGUAAAGAGUUCAGAUUUAUUAGUAAACAUACAGUACCCGGAGCGCUCUUCUAUGUGAACUCUGAAAGAACUCAACUGAAUGUAAAGUGAACACUCUUCACACACGUUUCAAUUGCUUGAAAUCGAUCGCUGAUCAGGGUUGAAAGUGACAAUCAAAAUUAUCUAGUUUACUACCGUAAAUUGUCUAUA
Pieris brassicae (large cabbage white) is the source of this 4936-nucleotide messenger RNA. Its product is annotated as G-protein coupled receptor Mth2. Gene Ontology annotation, molecular function: transmembrane signaling receptor activity. Gene Ontology annotation, biological process: cell surface receptor signaling pathway. The record is from RefSeq and is a predicted model, not a curated record. The transcript is spliced from 9 exons. Lineage: Eukaryota; Metazoa; Arthropoda; Insecta; Lepidoptera; Pieridae. Bases 292 to 2514 code for a protein of 740 amino acids. Gene Ontology annotation, cellular component: membrane.